This is a messenger RNA of Penicillium arizonense, 1491 nucleotides long. RefSeq names its product homoserine O-acetyltransferase (gene met2). Gene Ontology annotation, biological process: L-homoserine metabolic process. The record is from RefSeq and is a predicted model, not a curated record. Lineage: Eukaryota; Fungi; Ascomycota; Eurotiomycetes; Eurotiales; Aspergillaceae. The transcript is spliced from 3 exons. Gene Ontology annotation, molecular function: homoserine O-acetyltransferase activity. The coding region runs from base 1 to 1491 and encodes 496 amino acids.
AUGGCCACUGAAACUAGCAGUGCCCCCACUGCGCGACUCCAGAGAGUCGAUUCGCAGCCUGAGAACCCCUACGCGCAGCUGAUCGAGGAUCAGUCUAUCGCAAUUGUCCCUUCCUUUAAGCUUGAAUCCGGCGUUACACUGUACAAUGUCCCGGUCGCUUAUACCACGCGGGGAACACUCUCCCCCACGGGCGAUAAUGUUUUGGUCAUUUGUCACGCUCUGAGUGGCAGUGCGGAUGUUGCGGACUGGUGGGGGCCUCUUCUCGGCGGUCCUGGUCAGGCAUUCGAUGUCUCUCGGUUCUUCGUGGUCUGUCUGAACAGUUUAGGUAGUCCGUACGGAAGUGCCAGUGCUGUGACUUACAAGGAUGGCAAGCCUGAAAAUGGCUACUACGGACCCGAGUUCCCCCUGACCACUGUCCGCGAUGACGUCAACAUCCACAAGCUUGUCUUGGAUGACCUUGGUGUCAAGCAGAUCGCUGCCGUCGUCGGCGGAUCCAUGGGUGGAAUGCUAACCUUGGAAUACUCCUUCUUUGGCAAAGAUUAUGUGCGUGCUAUCGUGCCAAUUGCUACUUCAGCACGCCAUUCCGCUUGGUGCAUCAGCUGGGGUGAGGCUCAGAGACAGAGCAUCUACAGUGAUCCCAAGUAUGAUGACGGCUACUAUCCAUUCAAUGAUCCCCCUUCAACCGGCCUCGGAGCUGCUCGCAUGUCGGCACUUUUGACUUACCGCAGUCGCAACUCGUUUGAGUCACGAUUCGGUCGCAAUGUGCCUGACCCGUCUAAGAGGUUGAACAUCAACGGCGUUGAAAAGCAACCCACUCCUCCCAACGAGCACUGGGCCAUUCACAAUGAUGGGCACCGUGGAGGUUCGACUUCGCGCUCCGAAAGCAGACAAGGCUCUCCAGCCCCCCAGUCCGAGGUCCAGUUCAUGGAUCCCCAGUUCUCAGGCACGAAGACUUUUGUCCCGGAGGACGAUGCGAAACCUAAGCUUACCCCAAGUGGUCGUCCUCGCCCGCCUACCUACUUCUCUGCGCAGUCGUACCUCCGUUAUCAGGGCGACAAGUUUGUUAAGCGAUUUGACGCCAACUGCUACAUCGCCAUGACUCGCAAACUUGACACCCACGAUGUUUCCCGCCACCGUGCCGACCCUACCGCCGAGGAUACCGUGCUCGAGGCUUUGGGACGGGUGGAACAGCCCACUCUAGUCCUGGGUAUCGAGUCUGAUGGUCUCUUCACCUUCGCAGAGCAGCAAGAGAUCGCUGCUGGUAUUCCCGAUUCCCGCCUCAAGCGCAUCGACAGCCCUGAGGGUCACGAUGCAUUCCUGCUCCAGUUUGAGCAGGUCAACCGCCACAUUGUUGAUUUCUUCCAUGAAGUUCUACCCGACAUCAUGUCGAAGUCGAACAUUGACGGUGCCGCGGCCGUCGCAAGUGUCAAGAAGCUGACGAAGAGCAGCACUUUCGGCGAGGCUGAGGUGGAGGAUAUCACCGCUUGGUAA